CACUGACCACAUUCGUCUGAUGCAAAUAAAGUAACCAUUUGAAAAAGGGGGAAAAAAAAAUCACCGUCUAUCUCUUCACUCUUUGUUCCCUUCUUCAAUCUUCUAUUCUUCUUCCUCUUCUUCCACUUCACUCUGGAAACCACCCCCAAAACUAGAAAGUAGAACAACUAAACCAAACAAUGUUACUCACCACACUCUCCACACUCACACUAACCAUUGCUACUCUCUUCACACUCUCUCCCCUUGCCACGUCACACUACUCUUCUUCCCAACAACCACCUUCCUCUCCCUCUUCUUCAACUUCCCUCUCCGAGUGGCGAUCCGCGCACGCCACCUACUACGCCGCUGCCGACCCUCGCGACGCUGUCGGCGGCGCGUGCGGCUACGGCGACCUCGUGAAAGCCGGCUACGGCAUGGCAACCGUUGGUCUCAGCGAGGCACUCUUUGAACGCGGCCAGAUCUGCGGCGCGUGCUUCGAGGUGAAGUGUGUGGAUGAUCUCAAGUGGUGUAUACCUGGAACUUCCAUUAUUGUAACCGCCACGAACUUCUGUGCGCCCAAUUACGGGUUUGAUAAUGAAGGUGGUGGACACUGUAACCCUCCAAAUAAGCAUUUUGUGCUUCCGAUUGAGGCCUUUGAGAAGAUCGCCAUUUGGAAGGCUGGCAACAUGCCGGUCCAGUAUAGAAGGAUACAAUGCAGAAGGGAAGGAGGAAUCCGGUUUACAGUAACUGGCUCUGGUAUCUUCCUUUCAGUGCUUAUCAGCAAUGUUGCUGGUCAUGGAGACAUAGUCGCCGUGAAGGUUAAGGGCUCCAGAACAGGUUGGCUCCCAAUGGGUCGGAAUUGGGGCCAGAACUGGCACAUAAAUGCGUUACUACAAAACCAACCUCUUUCCUUUGAGGUUACCGGUAGCGAUGGAAAAACAGUUACAUCCUACAAUGUUGCCCCCAAGGAUUGGAGCUUUGGACAAACCUUUGAAGGCAAGCAAUUUGAGCCCUAAGAAAAUGCAUCAAUGAAGAAGAAAACAUCUUUCGAGGGACCACUCUCAUUCCCAAUUUUUUACCAAUAUUUUAGGGAUAAGGUAGUUUUGUUUUACAGUUUAAUUUUUUUUUUUUCAAAACAACAAAGGCUUAAGCGUGUAAGUGCUGAGGCUCUUAUUGAGAUGUAUCAUCCUACCAACCUAUUUUACAAGGUGUCUUCAAUUUUACUUC
Messenger RNA from Arachis duranensis, 1206 nucleotides. RefSeq names its product expansin-A13. NCBI's taxonomy places the organism in Eukaryota, Viridiplantae, Streptophyta, Magnoliopsida, Fabales, Fabaceae. The record is from RefSeq and is a predicted model, not a curated record. Gene Ontology annotation, cellular component: extracellular region. Gene Ontology annotation, biological process: plant-type cell wall organization.